This is a messenger RNA of Impatiens glandulifera, 3573 nucleotides long. RefSeq names its product calcium-transporting ATPase 2, plasma membrane-type-like. Bases 231 to 3266 code for a protein of 1011 amino acids. The record is from RefSeq and is a predicted model, not a curated record. Gene Ontology annotation, biological process: calcium ion transmembrane transport. The transcript has 9 exons. NCBI's taxonomy places the organism in Eukaryota, Viridiplantae, Streptophyta, Magnoliopsida, Ericales, Balsaminaceae. Gene Ontology annotation, cellular component: intracellular membrane-bounded organelle; membrane. Gene Ontology annotation, molecular function: P-type calcium transporter activity; ATP binding; calmodulin binding.
CCGCCGAAGAACUUAUAAACAACUUACCGGCGACCAGAAUCCGGCAGCCGUAUAUAGAAACCGGCCGGCGACUCUGCUGCUCAAACAACCAGAUUUUAAUUUUCAACACCAUCAAGACAGACUCCACCAACUACGCCGAAAACGGGCAAGUGACUGAAGUCAUCGGUUGACCCCGCUCAUUUCUGACGAAGAUUUGGAUCUUAGAAAGAGGAAGAGAAAACUGGCCGAAUAUGGAAAGUAUUAUUGAUGAUACAUUCAGUGCUGUUAAGGCGAAACAUUCAUCGGAGGAAGCAUUACAACGAUGGAGGGAGCUAUGUGGGGUUGUCAAGAACCCCAAGAGGAGAUUUCGGUUUACUGCCAAUCUCUCCAAGAGGCAUCAGGCUGCAGCUAUGCGUCGUACGAAUCAGGAAAAACUGAGGAUUGCAGUUCUCGUUUCCAAAGCAGCAUUUCAGUUCAUCCAAGGGAUGGAUGUCAGUGAUUACAAAGUGCCUGAGGAUGUGAGAGCUGCUGGUUUUCAGAUUUGUGCAGAUGAAUUAGGAUCAAUUGUGGAAGGGCAUGAUGUAAAGAAGCUGAAAUUUCAUGGUGGUGUAACUGGUAUUGCUGAUAAGCUAUCUACAUCAACGACUAAAGGUCUUUCAACAGAAUCUGACCUGCUCAACACUAGACAAGAAGUUUAUGGAAUUAACAAGUUCACUGAAACCGAACCUAAGAGUUUCUGGGUUUUUGUCUGGGAGGCUCUGCAAGAUAUGACUCUUAUGAUCCUUGGUUUUUGUGCUAUAGUUUCAUUGGUAAUUGGAAUAGCGACAGAGGGAUGGCCAAAAGGAGCACAUGACGGUCUUGGGAUUGUUGCCAGUAUCUUGCUUGUGGUAUUUGUAACUGCCACAAGUGACUAUCGUCAAUCUUUACAAUUCAAAGAUCUGGAUAAAGAGAAGAAGAAAAUCUCUGUUCAAGUCACAAGGAACGGAUACAGACAAAAGUUGUCUAUAUAUGAUCUACUUCCUGGUGAUAUUGUACACCUUUCUAUUGGAGACCAAGUUCCAGCUGACGGUCUCUUUGUGUCUGGAUUCUCGGUGCUAAUUGAUGAAUCGAGUUUAACUGGAGAGAGUGAGCCAGUGAUGGCGAGUACUGAAAACCCAUUUCUUCUGUCUGGAACUAAAGUCCAAGAUGGAUCGUGCUUGAUGUUGAUAACUACGGUUGGAAUGAGAACCCAAUGGGGUAAGCUGAUGGCAACUCUUAGUGAAGGUGGAGACGAUGAAACCCCACUUCAAGUUAAGCUGAAUGGAGUUGCAACCAUAAUUGGGAAGAUAGGGCUUUGCUUUGCAGUCGUAACAUUUGCAGUUCUUGUGCAGAAACUUUUCAGCCGUAAAUUACAAGAAGGAACACAUUGGAGUUUUUCGGGCGAUGAUGCUUUAGAAAUGCUGGAGUAUUUUGCUGUUGCAGUUACGAUUGUUGUUGUUGCAGUACCAGAAGGACUUCCGUUAGCUGUGACAUUGAGUCUCGCGUUCGCCAUGAAAAAAAUGAUGAACGAUAAGGCACUUGUUCGUCAUUUAGCUGCUUGUGAGACUAUGGGAUCAGCUACAACUAUUUGCAGCGAUAAAACCGGGACAUUAACUACAAACCACAUGACCGUUGUGAAAUCAUGCAUUUGCAUGAAUGCGAAAGACGUGAAAAGUGAUGCUCAAAUUCCAGAGAAGUCAAUGAAGCUUCUUUUGCAAUCGAUAUUUACUAACACAGGUGGUGAAGUUGUGAUUAACAAGAGUGGCAAACGUGAGAUUCUUGGGACACCGACAGAAACUGCCAUAUUGGAGUUCGGAUUAUCGCUUGGCGGUGAUUUUCAAUCCGAGAGAAAUAAAUGUAAGAUUGUGAAAGUCGAACCUUUCAACUCUACGAAAAAGCAAAUGGGAGUGAUCUUGGAAGUUCCAACCGGUGGUUUACUAGCCCAUGUUAAAGGUGCCUCUGAAAUUGUAUUGGCUGCAUGUAACAAGGUUAUAAAUUCAAGUGGUGAAGUUGUUCCUCUUGAUGAUGCAUCCAUCAACCAUCUCAAAACUACAAUUGACCAAUUUGCUAGUGAAGCUCUUCGCACACUGUGUCUUGCUUAUGUGGAACUUGAUUCCGGUUUUUCAGCAGACAGUCCGAUUCCAUCGAGUGGAUAUACAUGCAUAGGAAUCGUGGGUAUAAAAGAUCCUGUUCGUCCUGGUGUGAAGGAAUCUGUUGCGCUUUGUCGCUCUGCUGGUAUAACUGUUCGCAUGGUGACUGGAGACAAUAUAAAUACUGCAAAAGCUAUUGCUAGGGAAUGUGGUAUACUAACUGAUGAUGGUAUUGCCAUAGAAGGACCAGAUUUUAGGGAGAAGAAAGUGGAAGAAUUGCUUGCCAUUGUACCCAAACUCCAGGUCAUGGCUCGCUCUUCACCUCUAGAUAAACAUACAUUGGUUAAGCACUUACGGACAACAUUUGGAGAAGUUGUUGCUGUGACUGGUGAUGGGACAAAUGAUGCACCUGCACUUCAUGAAGCAGAUAUUGGACUUGCCAUGGGUAUUGCUGGAACUGAGGUUGCUAAAGAGAGUGCUGAUGUAAUUAUCCUAGAUGACAAUUUCUCCACCAUUGUGACUGUUGCCAAAUGGGGACGAUCUGUCUACGUUAACAUUCAGAAAUUCGUACAGUUCCAACUGACAGUUAAUGUGGUUGCCUUGAUUGUCAACUUCUCAUCUGCUUGUUUGACAGGGAGUGCUCCGCUCACAGCUGUUCAACUAUUGUGGGUUAAUAUGAUAAUGGACACUUUAGGUGCAUUGGCACUAGCAACAGAGCCUCCUAAUGAGGAAUUAAUGAAACGAAAACCAGUUGGAAGACAUGGGAACUUCAUUAGCAACGUAAUGUGGAGGAAUAUCAUGGGCCAGUCUCUGUAUCAGCUUAUACUCAUAUGUUUCCUGCAGCUUAGAGGAAAAGAAAUAUUUGAGCUCCAUGGCAGCGAUUCCGAUCUUCAUCUUAACACAAUCAUCUUUAAUUCCUUCGUCUUCUGCCAGUUAUUCAAUGAGAUAAGUUCGCGAGAAAUGGAGAAAAUAAACGUAUUCAAAGGCAUUCUUGACAACUACAUUUUCGUCGGAGUCUUGAGUUCAACUGCCAUCUUCCAGAUCAUAAUCAUUGAAUUCCUUGGCACAUUUGCAAACACAACGCCCCUCAGUCUGCAACAAUGGUACUUCAGCAUUGUGAUUGGAUUCCUAGGCAUGCCCAUUGCUGCUUUGUUAAAGUUGGUCCCCAUCAAGGAAUGAAGCGAGAAAACCGUAGGAGCCUUGUGCCACUUCUCGGGUUUUAGCAUGUAAGCUGUUUAUUUGUUUAUCUUCAUUUUUUUAAUCUCUCGCCUGAAUAGGGUUAGGUAGAGAAUUUUAUAUUGAGAUGAAAGAAGAUCUUUAUGAGAAAUUCUUUGAUCUCAUCACAUCAGAAUUGUGAAACAAUUGUUUUGAUUACAAUAGAUUUGAACCCUUUGUGGCCAAGUGGAAACAAUGAAUUUUAAAGUAUUUUGACUAGAACAACAAAUACAUUAAUUUUUUAUCAUGCUUAUGUUGAAUGAUGGGUUGG